CAUCUGGAAUCCGACGCUUUCCUAGUUUGUCUCAAUCAUGCCCUGAGCACAGAAAAGGAGGAGGUGAUGGGGCUGUGUAUAGGGGAGUUGAAUGAUGACACAAGGAGUGACUCCAAAUUUGCAUAUACUGGAGCUGAAAUGCGCACGGUUGCGGAAAAGGUUGACACCGUCAGAAUUGUUCAUGUUCAUUCUGUCAUCAUCCUCCGACGUUCUGAUAAGAGGAAGGACCGAGUAGAAAUUUCUCCAGAGCAGCUGUCUGCGGCUUCAACGGAGGCAGAGAGGUUGGCCGAACUAACGGGCCGCCCCAUGAGAGUUGUGGGCUGGUAUCAUUCCCAUCCUCAUAUAACUGUUUGGCCUUCACAUGUGGAUGUGCGCACACAAGCCAUGUACCAGAUGAUGGAUCAAGGCUUUGUGGGUCUGAUUUUUUCCUGUUUCAUAGAGGAUAAAAACACAAAGACUGGCCGGGUACUAUACACUUGCUUCCAAUCAAUACAGGCCCAGAAGAGCUCAGACCUUACACACCUGGACUCAGUAACCAAGAUACAUAAUGGCUCAGUGUUUACCAAGAAUCUGUGCAGCCAGAUGUCGGCAGUCAGCGGGCCUCUCCUGCAGUGGUUGGAAGACAGACUGGAGCAAAACCAACAUGGGUUCGUUCUGUCCUCAUUCAUAGAGUUUUGA
Molecule: messenger RNA, 678 nt
Organism: Octodon degus (degu)
Lineage: Eukaryota; Metazoa; Chordata; Mammalia; Rodentia; Octodontidae
Gene: Brcc3
Product: BRCA1/BRCA2-containing complex subunit 3
Exons: 10
Biological process (GO): double-strand break repair
Cellular component (GO): BRCA1-A complex; BRISC complex
Molecular function (GO): polyubiquitin modification-dependent protein binding; cysteine-type deubiquitinase activity; metallopeptidase activity
Source: RefSeq, a predicted model, not a curated record